Aspergillus chevalieri is the source of this 921-nucleotide messenger RNA. RefSeq lists its product as uncharacterized. The transcript is spliced from 2 exons. Gene Ontology annotation, molecular function: oxidoreductase activity. Bases 1 to 921 code for a protein of 306 amino acids. NCBI's taxonomy places the organism in Eukaryota, Fungi, Ascomycota, Eurotiomycetes, Eurotiales, Aspergillaceae. The record is from RefSeq and is a predicted model, not a curated record.
AUGGCCCCCGUGGGUGUUCAGUGUCUCUUCCACGAAGAUAAAGAAACAGGUCUCGCCGAGGCUUGUAGGGAAUCUGGCGUGCCGUAUAUCCUCAGCACCGCAAGUAGCAGUUCGAUCGAAGAGGUGGCCGCUGCGAACGGUGACGGCAAGAGAUGGUUCCAGCUUUACUGGCCGGAGGAUGAUGAUAUCACCCUCUCCUUAUUGAAGCGUGCGAAAGAUAACGGGUUCUCGGUUUUGGUUGUCACAUUGGACACAUUCUCCCUGGCCUGGCGACCUGCAGAUCUGGAUAAUGCUUACAUACCUUUCAUUCGUGGUGUCGGAACUCAGGUGGGCUUCUCUGAUCCGGUCUUCCGCUCAAAAUUCGAAAAAGAAUCGGGCAGCAAGAUAGAAGAGGAUAUUGUCGGGGCAUCUAAAUCGUGGACAUCACAGGUGUUCUCCGGCCGGCCUCACACAUGGGAUCAACUAGCUUUCUUGCGGGACCAUUGGGAUGGACCCCUCGUUCUCAAGGGUAUUCAACAUGUGGCAGACGCGAGGCAAGCUCUUGAUGCUGGGUGCGAUGGCAUUAUUGUGUCGAACCAUGGCGGCCGCCAAGUCGACGGGGCGAUCGGCUCCCUCGAUGUCCUUCCCGAGAUCGUCGAUGCAGUCGGCGACAAGAUGACUGUUCUCUUCGACUCUGGCAUCCGUACCGGCGUCGACAUCAUCAAGGCUCUCUGUCUCGGGGCCAAGGCUGUUCUCAUCAGCCGACCAGUGAUAUAUGGCCUUGCUAUUGGAGGCAAGGUGGGCGCACAAUCCGUGAUGAAGGGGCUUCUGGCGGAUUUGUGGCAAAGUAUUGGGUUAUCAGGGAUCAGUAAUCUGCAGGAAUGUGAUCGAAACAAGAUCCGGAAGGUCCACUAUCCUGGUGAUCGGAUGGCGAUGUUGUAA